AUGCGUUACAGCUGUAAUGGUUCUUCUACCGAUGACAUUUUUGCUCUUCUUUAUGGAGAAAAAAGAACAAGCUCUGAAAGUUUUGAAGUUUGUAGUAUUACCCACUUGAUUGAACUUCUUGUUGAAAACGGUCAACUGGACGAUGAAUUCUAUCAAGCUCGAAGAAGACACUGUAUGAACCUUACGCCGAGAGUCAUUGAGUUGGGUCAUACGGCAUGUGUAAAGUUUUGCGACAACCUUAACCUUACCGUUCUUGGGUGCUGUGUUCUGGGAGAACAAGUUACUCCAGUCAUGUAUUCUAUCAUUCAAAAAGUACAAAAUCUUACCGACAAUCAAUGUAUUUUCCUUUUGCUCUUACCUACGGAUUUUAACUUGGAGCAAAUGAAAGUUUUUGCCUUACCACCUACUACGUCUUCUGUUGUCGAGUCUCUUCAGUGGAAGCAAAUCCCUUGGACCGUUCGAAACGCCCCCAGUGGAUAUUAUCCUGCACUCCAUUCGUUAAAUCAAGCCCUUCAAUCCUCAUCUUCACGUGGAAUCUCUCGUUCACAUGCCGCUAUAGUUGAGUCUUUAUUCCGUAAAGCCGAGCUUCUGAAACACCGACUUGUUUAUAAACCACACACGCUUUCAAAAUCCGACCUUUGCAAUAUCUCACACAUUUGCCGGCUUAUUGACUCUUUGAGUGGCUCAUCCGUCAUGUUGGAUAAAGAGCUAGGACAUGCAGAAUCAUUUAAUACGUUAUAUCGGGUACUUAACGAUGUUGGGCUUAUCGAGCGCUUUCUUCAUCGAGCGACCUAA
Messenger RNA from Schizosaccharomyces japonicus yFS275, 795 nucleotides. RefSeq lists its product as hypothetical. The transcript is spliced from 3 exons. The coding region runs from base 1 to 795 and encodes 264 amino acids. The record is from RefSeq and is a predicted model, not a curated record. Lineage: Eukaryota; Fungi; Ascomycota; Schizosaccharomycetes; Schizosaccharomycetales; Schizosaccharomycetaceae.